GCGACAAACCCCGCCCCCCGAGCUAUAAAUACUCACAGCUCCCAUAUAUAUAUAGACCGGUCGUCUGCAGCACACAGAUCGGCGCGCUCACUGGCCUCGGUACGUGGCGAAUAAACGGAGAAGACGAUAUCACGUGCAUUGGUCACGCUAUCUGAGUGUGACGGUCAGCAGGUUGACGCGUUGGACCUUUGACCUUUGACCCGAAUCUCAUAUGACCAGAACCCGCUUCCUUUGAAAAAAUGGCAGCGGCAAGUGGAAUGCCACAGCUAGUGCCAUGUUUGGACGUGAGAGAAAAAGAAUAUGAUGGGGUGGUAGUUGUCACUGACAGUCCCAGCAAAUUAACAGGCAGUUUGAAGAGUCUGGGAGAGGCCAUUGACAACUAUGGCAAAAAAGAUCAAGACUAUACAAAGAGUGUGAAUCUCAUUCAGACUGACGCUGUGCCCUCUCAAAGACUGAUUUUUUCUCCUACUGGUCCCCUGAACCGUGACUACGAUGAUGUCAGACGGUUUACCGAUGCUUCUGUGAAAGGCAUCAAAAGGGCACUUAGUGCUGGCUGUAAAAAGCCUUUGCUUGUGUGUCCUGCGGAAGCCCUCUUCUCCAAAGCCAGAGUGGUCUCCAUCCUUGGGGCUCUGAGUGCUCUUUAUGUGCCACUAGAGAUCCGGGAAGAUUGUGAGGAUAGAAAGCAAAAGGCAGAGGCUUUGGGAAUCUUUGUCGAUGGAGAUUGGUCGAGUUGGAAGCAGGAUAUUGCCCGUGCCGAGGCUCUGGAGAAAGGAAGAAUUGUGACCCGUGAUAUUGGUGGAUCAGACCCAGAGCGUAUGGCAGCACCCAGGAUUGCUGAGUAUGUUCAGAGCAUUUUCAAGGACACCUGUAUUAAGGUAACAGUCACUGAUGACAUCCCAACUCUAAAAAAAGAGUUUCCACUGUUAGCGGCAGUGAACAGAGCGGCAAAUAUGGUUGACAGGCACAAGGCUCGUGUGAUUCAGCUGGAGUACAAAGCGGAUGGUGACAUUAGCAAGACACUAUUUUUGGUUGGAAAGGGCAUCACCUAUGAUACUGGCGGAGCAGACAUCAAGGCUGGAGGAAUCAUGGCUGGCAUGCACCGUGACAAAUGUGGUGCAGCAGCUGUUGCUGGCUUCUUUAAGAUUUUGGCUGAACUGAAGCCUCCAGGACUAAGAGUUGUUGGUGGCAUGGCAUGUGUCCGGAACAGUGUUGGCGAGGAGUCCUAUGUGGCUGAUGAGAUCAUCACCUCCAGAGCUGGGCGGCGAGUGCGUGUUGGAAACACUGAUGCUGAGGGACGAAUGGUUAUGGCAGAUGUUCUGUGCAAAUUUAAGGAAAUGGCGGCAGACGCGAAAAACCCAGAGCUGUUCACAAUUGCAACUUUAACUGGCCAUGCUAUUCGUGCUGUUGGACCUAACUACACAAUCAUCUUGAACAAUGGUCCUGCCAAGAAGAUUAGUGUUGCUUGCAAAUUGCAAGAAGCUGGUGACCUCUUUGCAGACCCCUUUGAAAUAUCCACCAUUCGAAAAGAGGACUAUGACUUCCACAAAGGGCCAUCAGAAUAUGAGGACAUUUUGCAGUGUAACAAUCUCCCAUCCUCUCAGACACCCCGUGGACACCAGUCUCCGGCUGCAUUCCUUAUCAUGGCCUCUGGUUUGGACAAGCAUGGAAUAGAUUCUGAUCAACCUUACCCUUACUCCCAUCUUGACAUCGCAGGCUCCAGUGGUCCUUUCCCUGGAAUCCCCACUGGAUCACCCAUUCUCGCUUUUGCAGCCCAGUAUGUGCUGCCUCGCUUGCCAUGAAAAGCUGCAGACAUGGAUUAAUGCGCAAAAGGAACACUUGAUGCAGUUUAUUGAUCCAUGAAUAUUUUCUAUUAUUUUGGUGUGUUAACUAUUAGUUUAUCAAGUCCUGAUAAACCUAAGGAAGAUUUUACUUUUUACGCAAUCCAGGUUGCAUAUCUAUAUAUGGCUAGAUAAUCUAUAGAAUGAUACAUAUGGAUUUCAAAGAUAUUUUCAAAGAUAAAAAUGUUUUUUUAUAUUUAGAAACCAGUUUCUAACAGUUAUAACGCUCUUUGUUUUCAUAAGUGUAUAAGUUUUUAAAUGUAUCACCAUUUACCCACAAGUAAUGAUUGCUGAUAUAAAGAUACAAAGAGACUGAGGUUCUUUUAAUAUCUGAUAGUGGUUUGAACAUUUAAGCUUCAAAUAGUUUUUCUUAUAUAUUUUCAUGUUUGCAAUAUUUUUGUGUGUCUGAAAAAUAUGACAUUCCUCAUGAAAAAUAAAGUUUUUUUUAUCAGUUCA
Messenger RNA from Pomacea canaliculata, 2294 nucleotides. RefSeq names its product putative aminopeptidase W07G4.4. Gene Ontology annotation, molecular function: metalloaminopeptidase activity; manganese ion binding. Gene Ontology annotation, cellular component: cytoplasm. Lineage: Eukaryota; Metazoa; Mollusca; Gastropoda; Architaenioglossa; Ampullariidae. Gene Ontology annotation, biological process: proteolysis. The transcript is spliced from 17 exons. The record is from RefSeq and is a predicted model, not a curated record. Bases 240 to 1799 code for a protein of 519 amino acids.